AUGCGUCUGAACAUUACGACGCCCGAUGAGCGUCAUGAGGAUGCCUGUACGUGUGUGGCUGUGUCUUUGAUGGGCGACGUCAUCAGUGCCGGCGACGACUUUGUGCUUCGUCGCUGGAGCUCGGCUGGCGAGCCACUUGGCAAAGUGCAUCAGUUCGACAGCUGCAUUACGUACAUCACGUGGGUUCCUCUGCAGGGCGGCCGGAGAGGGCGGGGAGCAGCGGGGGGGACACUUGAAGGAAAAGACAACUGCCUUGUAGCGUGCGCUGAUGGGACCUUUUGUUUUUUGAACGCGGCAUCUGGUCGUGUGGAGCGCACCGUUGAGGCGCACGUUGGUACGAUAACUGGACUUGUGUACUCUGCAGAUGCCUCUUCCAUUGUGUCCUCGGGGGAGGAUGGGUGUGUGAAGGUGUGGUCGCAGGCCGGUAUCCCGCGCACAACGCUGGUUUCCGUCGGGAAGUGCAUCUACGCCCUUUGCUGGGGGUCGGAAACGACUGAGCUCGGGGGUGACUGCGUGCUGUACUGCUUUGGCAGCGACGUAGUCAUUAAGCCACUUAACCCAACAGUGAAAAAGCAAUUAAAGUGGAAGGCCCACAACGGAGUUGUGCUGGCCGUGGAUUGGUCGCUCAUGACGGGAUUUAUCGUUACCGGUGGCGAAGAUGGGACGUAUAAGGUGUGGGAUCCUUGUGGUCGCAGUAUUUACGUCUCCGCUGCGGGUGGGCAUCCGUGUACGGCAGUCAAAUUCGCAGCUGACGGUGAAAUGUUUGCUGUGGGCUCCUUUAUGUGCCUGCGCGUGUGCGAUAAGACGGGAUGGAGUCAUACUUACGAGCGACUUGCAGAGGGCAGUGCCCUGUCCCUCCAGUGGACGGCGGAUGGAACCCAGGUGGUGGUGGGGUGUGGUAGUGGCACGGUUUGCACGGCACAGCUUGUGGACCGUAAAUUGUACUGGGGGCAGUACUGUGUGACCCUCGUAGAUGGCAACAAACUUUUGGUCCAGAACGUUUUCACAGACACCGUGGAAGAACUGGAGCAGCGUGACAAGGUCAUCAAGGUAGAGCUAGGCCACGGGCAUCUCGUGGCGUGCACCACCACGCAAUGCGUGUGCUACCCAAUUGAGAAACUCUCCGCACCUGUGCAAUUCGAUCUUCGCGACGUCGUGAUUACGCUCAGUCUCGGGGCAAAGCAGUUUCUUUUGGCCGACUGCAACGCCGGGAUGCAGGUUUACUCUUACGAAGGACGACAGAUAUGCGUGCUGCGUCUGCAAGCAUCUCUUCGACCGGAGAUCAUGGCACCUGACCUGGUCUCCUUGUCUCCGGACACUGUGGCUAUUCGCAGCCCGGCGGACCCCAAAAAGAUUCUUUUCUUCGACACCAAUCACGGCAAACCGGUUGAUAACGCCACCAUUACACAUCAUCUCGAGGUGCAGUCGCUGGAGCUUUCGCAGCCUGGCUCCAUGAGUGACCGAAAAAUUGCCUUUGUAGAUCGUAAUCGUGACCUCUACUUUGGUUCAAUGCAUCAGCGACUCGGGGUGCAGAAAAUUAGCACCAUGACCUCGAGUUUGGCGUGGCACGAUCGGCACGAGAUUCUCAUCGCCAUUGCGGACGGCCACCUCACGACGUGGUACUACCCGACGAUUGUCUUCUCCGACCGCGACUUGCUGCCCACCACAAAGACGCUGCGAGACGACGGUGUGGAUGACUUUUCCCGCAAUGACCGCAUCGUCUCCUUUGAUGGGACGCGCGUGAGCGUGCGUCGUGGCGUCGAUGGGGCGCUGUUGACCUUCAACACCUCCCCAUACCCCUCCAUGGUCUUUGACCACGUUGCCCAACACGACUGGAAUGGCGCGAUUCGUCUGGCGCGCUUUUUAGAUGACAAACCAUUGUGGGGGAUUUUAACGGGUCUGGCGCUGCGACAAGGCGAGCUGAACGUUGCGGAGGUGGGCUAUGGCGCGCUGUUUGAGCUCGACAAGGUGCGCUACAUCCGUCACUUGAAAAGUAUUCCCACUCCUGAGGGACGACAGGCCGAAUUGGCGUUGUUUCAGCGGCGACACGCCGAGGCGGAACGUAUUCUGCUCCACGCCGGACUCAUCUAUCGCUGCAUCGACAUGCACACACGUUUAUUUAACUGGGAGCGGGCGUUGGAGAUUGCGAUGGAGCGCAAAACGCAUGUCGACACGGUUCUGGCACGUCGCCAGAGGUACCUGGAGGCCGUGGGCAAAGAGGAGACAAUUCCGCUCUUCAAGGAACUCGCGACGUCGGUGAAUGUGGACUGGGCCACGGUGGUCGAGAAGGUGAAGCAGGAGCUGGUGAAGGAGUCACAGCGCCCUGGUGCCAGGCCGUAUCAAUAG
Trypanosoma conorhini is the source of this 2346-nucleotide messenger RNA. Its product is annotated as intraflagellar transport protein 80. NCBI's taxonomy places the organism in Eukaryota, Euglenozoa, Kinetoplastea, Trypanosomatida, Trypanosomatidae. Gene Ontology annotation, molecular function: protein binding. Gene Ontology annotation, biological process: cilium assembly. The record is from RefSeq and is a predicted model, not a curated record. Gene Ontology annotation, cellular component: intraciliary transport particle B; cilium; centrosome. The transcript has a single exon. The coding region runs from base 1 to 2346 and encodes 781 amino acids.